GUAGUUCUCGCUCAUUGUGAUGAAAAUACAAACAAGUGUCUUGCACAUGAUAGCUAGCGAGCUGUGUGUGUGGGUUUUUAGGGGUAAAAUAGCUAAAUUAUGUUUAAUUCAUUGUAGGCAGAAAACUAGUUAUAGAAAUCUAGAAAUGUAGCUAUGUCAUUUUUAUUUUGUAUGCCUUGAACAGAGAUGAAGUCAAGUGAAUUGACGUUGUUUGAGUUGUAGCUAACUUAGCAGGAACGUUAACGUUAGCAUGGACAAUAUAGCUAGGCUAAGUGCAAAGAUGAUACAGUAAUCCUCUUUUCAAUUAGCUGGAUUCAUUUAAAUAUUAUAUUUAUUAUCAUACAGGUUAGCCAAAAGGCUGUAAAAUGUAUGGCGCUCCUGUGGAUUUAUCAUUCAAAUGCCUCAGCUCAAUGACAGAUGCUCUGACGGAGGAGCCAAAUCAGGGCUUGCGGCCACUGAAGCGAAAUGCAGAGAAGAAGUUCUGCAGCCGCUCGCUGCGUCUCAACAAUAACAUCAUCACAGACUUGAGUGGCUUCAAUGAUACGGUCUCAGCCUUCCUCUCAGAGCCCUCACAGCUCGCCUGGGUCGACCUGUCCUUCAACGACAUCUCACACAUAGACCCAGUCCUGGUGGAGCUGAAGGAACUGCGGGUGUUGUAUCUCCAUGGUAACAGCAUCUGUAACCUUUCAGAGGUGGAUAAGCUGGGAGCCCUGCCCUUCCUACAUACACUGACCCUGCACGGCAACAACAUGGAGAAUGAGGGGAGCAACAGGGGGUAUGUGAUUGCGGCUCUGCCUCACUUGAAGAAGUUGGACUUCAGUGCUGUUACACGGCAGGAGCGAAUCAUGGCCCAAGUCUGGCAUCGCCCUGGGAACCUUGGCAAAAACACCAGGAAGAACCAGGACAACUGACCUGUUACCACAGAAACGGAGGGAGGGGGACACACACAAUCGUCAUGCCAAUCAACCAAAUGGUUCCAGAACAACAUCAGGAGGCCUUAUGACUGAAGCAUCAUGUAAAAGUACAAUAUGAAUCUACUCAUCAGAAACUUUGUCUGGUGUCUGUCUUAGGGGGG
Messenger RNA from Oncorhynchus masou masou (cherry salmon), 1075 nucleotides. It is a transcript of the gene lrrc51, whose product is annotated as leucine rich repeat containing 51. The transcript is spliced from 4 exons. Gene Ontology annotation, molecular function: protein binding. The coding region runs from base 366 to 911 and encodes 181 amino acids. Lineage: Eukaryota; Metazoa; Chordata; Actinopteri; Salmoniformes; Salmonidae. The record is from RefSeq and is a predicted model, not a curated record.